Messenger RNA from Alligator sinensis (Chinese alligator), 2272 nucleotides. RefSeq names its product MINDY lysine 48 deubiquitinase 3 (gene MINDY3). Gene Ontology annotation, molecular function: K48-linked deubiquitinase activity; cysteine-type deubiquitinase activity; calcium ion binding. Gene Ontology annotation, biological process: protein K48-linked deubiquitination. The coding region runs from base 301 to 1353 and encodes 350 amino acids. NCBI's taxonomy places the organism in Eukaryota, Metazoa, Chordata, Crocodylia, Alligatoridae. The transcript has 15 exons. The record is from RefSeq and is a predicted model, not a curated record.
UACAAUCAAUGAGGCUUGCAAGGUGCUUUGGGGACAAGCAAUCUCUUUUAUCAGACCGACUGAGCAACCGCGUCCUUAGGCCAACAGGGCUACGACCGAAAACCCUACAUCGGAUUUGUAUUUAGUGAAUCUGAAUCAACAGCAUUAGAACAAUUUGAAGGUGGCCCUUGUGCAGUGAUUGCACCAGUUCAGGCAUUCCUUUUGAAGAGACUUUUUGCCAGUGAGAAGUCUACUUGGAGAGAGUGUCAAGAGGAAGAACAGAAGAACCUCCUCUCACAUACAUUAUGUGACAUUUUGGAAAUGGUUUGCUCUGAUAAUUCAGAAUCAUACUCUUUGGCAACAUGGAUAAGAGGCAAAACAACCGAAGAAACUGCUAGUAUUUCUGAGAGUCCUGCAGAGUCAAGUCAUCAAGAGGAACAACCUUCUGCCUUGGCUGUCGAAGAGCUUGGCUUUGAGCGAUUUCAUGCAUUAAUUCACAAGCAAGCGUUCAGAAGCUUUCCAGAACUCAAGGAUGCAGUUUGGGAUCAGUAUUCAAUGUGGACAAACAGAUUUGGAGUAUUGCUGUUUCUGUAUUCUGUGAUAUUGACCAAGGGUAUUGAAAACAUAAAAAACGAAAUUGAAGACUCAACAGAACCAUUAAUAGAUCCUGUUUAUGGCCAUGGAAGCCAAAGCUUAAUUAAUCUCUUGCUGACGGGACAUGCUGUCUCUAAUGUGUGGGAUGGAGAUAGAGAGUGCUCAGGAAUGAAACUUCUUGGCAUACAUAAACAGGCAACUGUAGGCUUUUUGACCGUAAUGGAAUCUCUGAGAUAUUGUAAGGUUGGCUCCUACUUGAAAUCUCCAAAGUUCCCUAUUUGGAUACUUGGCAGUGAAACACACCUCACAGUCUUUUUUGCCAAGGAUAUGGCCCUUGUUGCACCUGAAGCUCCUUCAGAACAAGCCAGAAGAGUUUUUCAAACAUACGAUCCUGAAGAUAAUGGAUUUAUAUCUGACACACUUCUAGAGGAUGUAAUGAAGGCUUUAGAUCUUGUAUCAGAUCCUGAGUAUGUAAACAUUAUGAAGACCAAGUUAGACCCAGAAGGACUAGGAAUUAUAUUAUUGGGUCCCUUUCUGCAAGAAUUUUUCCCUGAGCAGGACUCCAGGGUUCCAGAGUCAUUCACUGUUUAUCACUACAAUGGAUUGAAGCAAUCUAAUUAUAAUGAAAAGGUCAUGUAUGUAGAAGGAACAGCAGUUAUUAUGGGCUUUGAAGAGCCAAUGCUACAGACUGACGACACUCCAGUGAAACGCUGUUUGCAAACCAAGUGGCCAUAUAUAGAGUUACUGUGGACUACAGAUCGAUCUCCUUCAUUAAACUGAUGCGUUUAAAUUAUAUACCAUACCACUAGCUAAUGCUUGAAUGAGGGUAUAGGAAAUGGCAGUAUACGCUAUACUUUGGCUGCAAGAAGUUAUACACUGGUAUCAUUGACAAACUGUAAAUAAUGAUUACAAACACUUUUUUCAGUGUUAAUUGGAAUAUUUAAUUUUUUAAUCAAAUUGAUUUUUAUUACAAUAGUUUGUCAUUUUUUGGCCGUUGUAAUGCUGUUAAUGUAAAUUUGUUUCUUUAAAAAGCCCAUUUAUUCAGUCUAAGAUUAUUUAGCAUCUCAAAGAUUUGAAAAGUGUCCAAUAUUGCAGUAUCUGCAUAUUAGGAAUCAAAUUGAUCUUUCAUAUAUAAAACCAUUCCUUUGCUUCUUCUUGAAUCAUUUGGCCAUGUUUUAUUAUUUGAAUAUACUGGCUUACAUUACAGUAUCCUAAUUUUUGGACAAGAUUAGCCUUUGCACUGAAUGUGUUUAAAUGAGUUUAAACUUUCUGCAAUUUUUUCUAAAAUCUGGCUUUAACUAAACAGCUUGCACAAAAGUGGUAUAAUUAUGAUAUAUUUCUAGGAAUAUUACUCAGUAUAAUUCAUAAAUGCUUUUUCUUGGCAGUUGUGUAUUGCUGUGGCUUAGCUAUCCGGCAUGUUAAAAGUGAAGACAGGAUCUGAGAAUAAAUAGAUGUAUUGAUAUUUAUUCAAAGUUGUAUAAAGGAAAUGUAAAAAAUCAACAGCAGAAAGAAUUUGUUCUAUAAUCCUUAAACUGUUCAGAUUUAUAGUAUUGCCAAGUACCUCUCUCCGUUUGUCCAAACAGCAGUGUAAGCCAGCUUUAUUGUAUGUGUUAAGUGCAUGAGACCAUCUGUUAUUACAUUAGUAUAUUCUGUUAUUUAUUAUCGACUUGUUAACCCUAAAUAAAGACUUUUCCCUGAA